Messenger RNA from Trichomonas vaginalis G3, 3144 nucleotides. RefSeq names its product antigen BSP-related family. The transcript has a single exon. Bases 1 to 3144 code for a protein of 1047 amino acids. The record is from RefSeq and is a predicted model, not a curated record. NCBI's taxonomy places the organism in Eukaryota, Parabasalia, Trichomonadida, Trichomonadidae.
AUGCUGAAUUCCCUGACCUUAACGAGACUUCUCACAUUGAAUGUAUAUUUAGAUACUGCAGCAUUAGCAGGACCAACAGUAGAGAUCUCUGAUUCAUCUGAUUUCACAAACGACGAAACACUUUCCCUCAUCAUCAAAAAUGGUGCUGUUAAUCUCAGAUUGACUGGCUCAUUGACAAAGAUGGUUCGAUUUCAAGGAUUCGAACUUGUCAAGAACGUCGAUAUUCUUGCCGCAGGAAUCACUGAAAUUCCAGAGAAGUGCUUUUAUCAGAACAACUACAUCGAAACCGUAACUCUCCACGGUGGUGUUACCAAAAUUGCACAGAAUGCAUUUACAUACAGUUCUCUUAGAUCCAUCAAUUUAGAAAACGUUGAGACUAUUGGUCAAUACAGUUUCCAGAAGUGCUACAACCUACAGAGUGUCACCCUCAAGAGUAUCAAGAGUCUUGGUGCAGCACCAUUUUAUUCGAGUGGAAUCGAAACAGCUUCUAUCACUCUCAGUGACGAAUUGACAAUCCCUGCUAGCUGUUUUGAGAAUUGUUUAUCCCUCACAAAGGUUUCGUUCGUUUCUGCACAAGGUUCUCAGAAUCUUAUUCUUGGAGACUACGUUUUCAACAACUGUCCUCAGCUGCAGACUGUAACAUCAACCAAUGUCAAUAUCGGUGUUGGUGACUAUGCUUUUGCCAAUACUGCUUUGACAUCUUUUCCGUUUGAACUUGCAACAUCUAUUGGAAGCUACUCUUUCAUGAACACAAAGAUGGCUACGAUCAAACCAGCAUCUGGAACCAUCUCUUUCGAGUUGUCACAAUUGACUUUCCAGUUUAAUUCUGAACUUCAGACUGUUGAUCUCUCAGGUAUCACAGGAACGUUCACGAAUUCAUAUGGUUUGUUCUAUGGCUGCAGCAGUUUAACAACAGUUACACUUCCUGCCUCUUUGACAAAGUUACCAGAUGCGAUGUUCAAAGAUUGCACAGCUUUAACAAGUGUUACUGCAAGUGGUCUCACUGAGAUAUCAACAGAUGGUUUCAUGAGCUGUUCUGCCUUGACAAAUCUUCAAAUUGGUUCUCAGUUAACAACAGUCGGAUACCGUGGUCUUUAUGACUGCCAAAAGUUGAAUGUUCAAAUACAAAACUGCAUUCUCAAAGAACGUGCUCUCUACAACUGCCAAUCUAUAACAACGAUCAGUGUCAAAGGUCUUGGUAGUUGGUGUUGCAUGAACAUGUCUAACUUAAACACUGUCACAGUUAGCUACUCUCCAACAAGUAUUCCUACAGGAUGUUUCAUGUAUUGCACCAAGUUACAGUCAUUCACUAUCCCUGCAAGUUGCUCUUCAAUUGGAGAUUUAGCCUUCGCUUACACAUAUCUUCCAAUUCAAAUCGACCUUCAGAAUGUUGAAGUUUUAGGCAACUAUUCAUUCAUGAGAUCAAAUGUUAGUGGCGUUUACAUGAGAAAACAGAUUCAAGAAGAAGGAAAACCAGCUUUCUUUGAAUGUCCAAACCUCAAGAACAUUCGUAUUGGCCAACGCAUUUUAAGAUUUUGGAUGGUUCCUUUCACAGGAUGCAACCAUGAAUUCGAAUUCCAAUGCGAUGAUCAAUUUAACUAUUGGGUUCCUUCCCAGAAGAUAUUCUAUUCAGUAUAUAGUGUUGCUUAUGUUGCUCCUGAUGCUGUUAUUCCAUAUAACUUAUGGGCAAUAAUGAUUCUAAAUGGUGCUUUCAUGUGGUACAAGAAACCAUUCGAUAUCGCAACAAAUGUCAAGCAAUAUUACUUUUUGGAUCAUUCAACAGUUACAACACUAUUCUUCUCUGAUGAUGCAAUUGGAUCUCAAUAUUAUGGUGAUAAAUAUUCCAUUGGUGAUUUCAGUUACUGCACAUCAUUAACAAAGGUUCAUCUUGCACCAACAAUCAAAUAUAUUAGCACAGGAUGCUUCUACAUGUGCACUAAUUUAACACAAAUCAACCUUGAAAAUGUUAUUGCUAUCAGCCAUAGUGUAUUUGCAGGCUGUGUUUCCCUUGAAAGCAUUAAUAUAAGCAAAGCUACAGAGGUUCUUUCUGAAGCAUUUAUUAACUGCACAGGACUGAAGAAUGUUGUAUUCCCAAGUACAUUUGAUCUCGGAAGUUUAGUUGGAAUUGGUCAUUUCGGAAACACUGGAUUUGAAGAAUUAUACUUCAACGCUAACAUCCAAAACCUUACUUUAUACAAGGGAAUGUUUGUUAAUUGCAAGAAGUUGACGAAAGUUGUAUUUGGUCCAAAUGUUGUUUCACUUCCAGAUAGUAUGUUCGAGAACUCUUCUCUAUCUGUAGUUGAAUACUCAGACUCUCUCACAUCUAUCGGAAACAUGACAUUCGCAAGAACAAACAUUCAGACAUUCACAAUCAAAGGAAGUUUGACAGACAUUUAUCCAAUAGCAUUCUAUGGAGCAUAUAGUAUCAACAUCGUUGUUUCACCAGAGAACACUAAGUACGAGAUCAUCGAUGGAAAUCACCUUAUCGAGAAGUCAAGUAAGAGUCUUGUCUGUCUUUUCGGUAAGAUUCCUAACACAUUCAAGCUGAGUGAAGAAAUUCGUGUCCUGAAAGAUGCAUCUCUUGCUAGUGCACCAGAAAUUGACAGUAACACAGGAAAAGUCAUCGACUGGGGAAUCACGACAUUGAUCAUCCCAGGAAACAUCAGAGUCGAAGACAAGAUGGAACCUGUCAGAUACACACCUUACUUGCACAACUUGUGCUAUGGAGGAAUCGACCAACCUCCUCUCUUGAACUCAAUGGCACAUCGAUACUUCGUUACAUCUAACUACUCUAAGGACUUCUGGGUUCUUUCGGAAGAAGGCGACAUGGACAACGAGAACUACAUCGGUGUCAUCCGUGCACCAUGUUCUAACUUCACACCAUAUGAUAAAUUUAAUCAGCGUGAAUUCUACAACCUCUAUGACUGUCCAACAGAUGAGAUUAUUGAAGAGGAACCAACUGAGACCCCGACACCUGAAUUGCAGAAAGAUUUACCAACAAAUAAGAAGAUAUCUACUCUCUUACUUAUAUUAAUUAUUGUUGCUGCUGUUGAAACUGUUUUCCUCAUUUCUUCGGAAUCUUCAUCAUUGCAACGAAGAAGAGUGAUGAUUCCGAUGAUGAAGAUAUUGAUAACUCUAAUAUGA